UCGGGCGGUUGGUUUGGCGUUGACCCGGCUGGCGGGAUUAGUUGCGUGCCUCCACGAGCGAUGUCACUGCUACUGCGAAUCCUUUCUGCCGUGCAACUUGAUUUCGAUCGAAUUGCCCGUGCCGAUUCGACGAACAUUCUCAUUUCUGCUGAUACACCUGGGUUUCGCAUUCCAAUCAAUACGCGCGUCAAAUUUCUACCUCAUGCGCUGGCGCCAAGCGGCCAGAGGUGGUUUUUCACCCGGUCUUAUCGACUUCGAGAUACGAAUUAUCUCGCGACUUCCAAGUAGUCGACCGACGGUUUAA
Messenger RNA from Protopolystoma xenopodis, 304 nucleotides. The record is from the annotation of a GenBank genome assembly. Lineage: Eukaryota; Metazoa; Platyhelminthes; Monogenea; Polystomatidea; Polystomatidae.